Aureobasidium musti is the source of this 1005-nucleotide messenger RNA. NCBI's taxonomy places the organism in Eukaryota, Fungi, Ascomycota, Dothideomycetes, Dothideales, Saccotheciaceae. The record is from the annotation of a GenBank genome assembly.
AUGCGUGCACAGAAGAAGGCUGCCGUGGCUGCUCCUGCCACACCCAAGGCCGACUCGGGUGAUGAGGCCCCUGCUACUCCCGCCACUGGAGUCAAGAAGACUCCCAGAAAGCCCAGAGCUCCUCCCAAGCCUUUCAACAAGCUCUCCACUGCUCUCAGUGGUGCCGCUCCUGUCGACGUUACUUACGAAAACGAUACCACUCAGAGCAAGGAAGCUGGCUUCGGCCAGACUAUCAAACUGGUCGCUCCUCAGCCUUUCGAGCUGGUCGCUUCGUACAUGCUUGACAACGGUCUUCAGGCCAUCGUCGUCAAGCCCAGCGCACCCUUCCCUUUCAUGAAGCUGCCUACCCACCUGCGCACCAGAAUUCUGAAGCUGUACCUGACUCCUACCACCAACAAGGGUAGAAUUGAGCUCACUACCGAGACCAAGAGUGGCAACGUCAAGGCCAAGGACUACCUCAAGGAGUUCAAGCACAGAGCUGCCAUGGCAGUUCUGAACAAGCAGGUUAGCAUAACACGUCAACAAUCUUUCUUCGUAGCCCGAACUGAUCAUGAUUGUCUAGCUUNNGCUGCCGAGGCUCGUCUGAUCCUCUACAACUUCAAGCUUCGCUUCGACAACACCACCACCCUGCUCAACUUCCUCAGCAUGGCUGGAGACGAUACUCGCAAGGCUAUGUCAGGUAUUACCAUCACCAGCUACGUCAAGACCACCGCUAUGCCUUGCAUGAACAUGUUGGCCGACUGCCGCAACCUCAAGAGAGUUACCAUCGUCGGCGGUGUCGGCGUCAACACUACUGCCCAGAAGGCUGCAAAGAACUUCUUCACUGAGAGCGGCCGCCUGCUCCAGGCCAUCGUCAACGCAGCUGACGGCGACAAGGAUGCCGCUCUCAACGUUGUCACCUUCGGCAAGAACUGCUUCACCGUCAAGGAAGAGGAUGAGGUUGUUGGCUGGGACGACGACGACAUCAACACCUUCGUUGAAGAGGUCACUGAGAAGCUCAAGUAA